Messenger RNA from Aspergillus calidoustus, 651 nucleotides. Lineage: Eukaryota; Fungi; Ascomycota; Eurotiomycetes; Eurotiales; Aspergillaceae. The record is from the annotation of a GenBank genome assembly.
AUGGCCGCCAACAAGCAGGGCAAGAUGCAAAACCUUAUCAACUACCGGAUGAGGGUUACCUUGAACGACGGGCGACAGAUGACCGGCCAGAUGCUCGCAUUUGACAAGCAUAUGAACCUAGUCCUGGCCGAUACAGAAGAAUUCCGUCGCGUCAAGCGCAAAGCCAAGUCCGCCCCCGGAAACGCCCCUCUCGUCGAAGCGGAGGAAAAGCGAACCCUCGGCCUUACAAUCGUGCGCGGUACCCAUGUCGUUUCCUGCUCCGUCGAUGGACCUCCUCCCGCCGAUCCUUCAGCACGUCUUGGAACCGGUGGUCCGAACGUCCCAAGUGCUGCCGCCACCCUUGCUGCCGGCCCUGGAAUCAGCAAGCCCGCUGGACGUGGUCUGCCGGUUGGCCUUGGAGGCCCUGCUGCUGGCGUUGGAGGGCCGCCCCCACCAGGUGGCUUCCCCGGUUUCCCUCCUGGCGGUUUCCCCGGUGGCCCUCCUCCAGGCUUUGGUGGCCGGGGGGGUCCUGGAGCUGGACCUCCCGGCUUUGCCCCUCCUCCUGGAUUCGGUGCCCAGGGUGGCCCUCCUGGCGGCUUCCAACCUCCACCAGGCUUCCAGCCUCCUGGCGGUGGUCGGGGAUUCCCUCCCCCAGGCUUUGGGGGACGGUGA